This is a messenger RNA of Oldenlandia corymbosa var. corymbosa, 1960 nucleotides long. NCBI's taxonomy places the organism in Eukaryota, Viridiplantae, Streptophyta, Magnoliopsida, Gentianales, Rubiaceae. The record is from the annotation of a GenBank genome assembly.
AAACAUAUCAGUUCUUCUAUAAUUGAUUCUAAUCAUGAUUAUUUUGAUUGAUGAUGAGGGAAGAUUAGUACUUAAAAAAUCCAUUUGUGGGACCUAAAAACAGUGUAAGCACUAAACAUAAAAAGGCCAAAGGAACUUCUGACAGAUAAUAUACCAUUAUCGAUUUGGGUGACGCACACAGAUACUUCUUUACUCCACAUCAUUAGCUACAUCCGCAGCCGGUGGCCGGUUUUUCUGUUUGGCGGAGGAGUUGUGGUGGCGCGUGGUCCAAUUUCCCCUCAGAUUCAAACGGCUACAAAGUCUCUCUGCCCCCCGAAAAUUCUCCACCUACUUUACCGCAUCUCAUUACCCAGGGUUUUCUUUUUAAUCCCCCAUCUUAUCGCUUCAUCUUCAUCAGUGCAACGAUUCCCAAUUGUGAAAAAGGGUUGUUUAAAGCCACCUGGACCACUUUUAGAAUUCUAUGCCCUGAGCUGACAGAAACUCCCCAAAUUUAUUGCUUCUCAUUGAAAAAUGCCAUGUGAAGAGAUACUGAAGGCUGUCUUCCCAUUUCUGGAAGGUGCUGACCUGGCUAAAUGUAUGGUGGUGUCUAAGCAAUGGCGUGAUAUUGCUCAAGAUGAUUAUUUCUGGAAAUGUCUUUGUGCAAAGAGAUGGCCAUCAAUAUGUAAGCGGCCGCAGCCACCCACUGUAACUUUCCACCAUCUGUUUCGUACCUUUUACAAGCGUCAACAUCGCAGGCCACUUCUGCCUCCUAGGAUGUCUUUGAAUGACUUGGAAUUUUAUGUUGACAUAUGGUCUGACGAAAGUUUAAUAUUCUCAGAGGUUGUUCCUGGGCCUACUCUCCAGAAUGGGUUCUGGAUCCCUCCUCCCGGUGUUUGUGAUGCACUAAGGUUUCAUUUGGAGGGACCAGAAUACAAGAUGAUUCUGCCUGUUGAACCAAGGUUUACCAUUCCACUGUCUCACUCAGUUACUGUAUCUGUGCUUGUAGUAAGGAAGGAUUCCAACAAGGUGGCAUGUUUAAUUGACAAAUCUGUAUUUGAUUAUAUAGACCGCACAGCCUAUCGUGCUUUAGCAUUUGACUACCUUGAUUUCUCUCCUAGCUACCCUUUUGUUUCUGAGAUUAGGGCAUGGAUAUCUUUGCUAUUUCUGGAUAAUGGUAGUAAUGAAGGCGUCAUUGAUGUUUUUGGUAUUGAAUUGGAUUUCUGUGACGCUGCCAACUCAGAGAAGGAGGUUCUCUGGCUACUCGACAUGCUUGACUGGAAGUGAGGGUUGGAAGGUGUUGAGCUCUCCACAUAUUGCUGGAGAUGGACAUGCUUAACCUGAUUGUGUUGUUUCUCUUUCGUUAAGAAGAUUGUACAGUACCCUGCAAUGGGAAACAAUAAUUCUGGAUUGAUUCGUUCUAAGUUUAGAUGCCAAUAAAAGCUAUGAAGGAGGGUGCGGGGAAGAUAAUCUUGCUUAUUAAUUGUGUAACAGCAAUUCCACGCGGCUCUGUUAUUAGCUUUGUAGAUUAGGGCAGUUGAAUGCAUUACCACCUUGUACUGAUUGUUGCUUGUUUAUUUUCGCAACUCGUAUUUAUUAAGUAAUAGAUUUGUUACGUAAAGCCUUUCCUUGAAGUAAUCACUAGUCCAUUUUCAUUGUCCUGUUCUAUGAACGUAUUAGACAUUCACAGCUGAAUUCUACUGUUUUGAUACCUAUGAAACCCAACAAAUAAUCAUUCCCAGGUCGCAACCCUAACUUAUGAUAUUAAUUUGUGUUCUGCAGUUUCUUCUGGUAUUCAAGUUGGACACACUAGUCAAAAGCAGCUUGUUUAUCACUUUCACUUGACGGCAGCUUCCGCAUUUUGCCACAUUUUUUUUUAUACAAAGACAAAAGUAUGUAUAUUUAUGAUCCUAUAACAAGAUUAGAUAUGUCAUUGCAUCUGCCCUCGACCAUUGAUUGUAUUUGUACCGCAAAAGAAAAAGAG